AUGUCCGUAUCCGUAUAUGACACGGCUUGGCUAUCGAUGCUUCAGAAGCCGGGAGAUAGCAAGCAAUGGCUAUUUCCCGAGUGCUUCGAUUACAUCCUCAGAAAUCAGCUAGAAGAUGGCAGCUGGCCGAGCUAUGCUUCGGUAUUAGAUGGUGUUCUGAAUACUGCAGCGGCAUUACUAGCUGUUCGAAAGCAUUUAUCUCACGACCCAAAGUCACCUAGUCUUCAAGAGGUAUCAUUCAAAGCGGAAGUUUCACUUACAGAGUUAAUCCGCGGGUGGGACGUGUUCUCCUGUGACCAAGUGGGUUACGAGAUUCUCGUCACGGCUCAUUUGAGUUUGCUGAAGCAAGAGGGCGUCGCCUUGCAAGUACCGCAAAUUGAACAGCUGGAGUCUCUGCGUGAAUUGAAAUUAUCUCGGUUGCCAGCAUCGCUAGUAUACAAGGGCCCCUCAGCUUUAUAUCAUUCCCUGGAAGGGUUAAUCGGGCACAUCGAUUUCGAUAAUAUCGCCCAGUGGCGUGAACCUAAUGGAUCAAUGAUGGGUUCCCCAUCGUCAACCGCUGCGUAUCUAAUGAAUAUUUCGACAUGGGAUGACCAUGCGGAGACGUAUCUUCGAGAUGCCCUCAGGAAUGGUAGUGGACAAGGGUGCGGGGGUGUGCCAUCGGCGUGGCCAAGCUCAAUUUUCGAGGUCUCCUGGACCAUUACGACAUUAGCCGAGUCCAACAUUCCCAUUGGCGAGGUGGAGGCGUCGACUAUAGGGGGCUUUCUCGAGACAUCAUUGCGAAUGCAGAAAGGCAUUGUUGGUUUUGCACCCGGAUCACUCGCAGAUGCAGAUGACACCGCCAAAUGUGCAAUGAGUCUGCUCUAUCUUGGUCGAGAACCAAAGCCUUACAUCGAAGCGCUUAUUCACGCCUUCGAGACUGCCGACCACUUCCAAACUUACUUGGCUGAGCGUAAUCCAAGCCUAAGUACUAACAUUAACGUGCUGUCCUGUCUGCUCCUAAUAGAUGAUCCCCUUCCGUACGUACCUCAGGUUGCCAAAGCUGCCAGUUUCAUAUGCAAAAAAGUAUUCGUUGGAGAUGUCAAGGAGAAGUGGCAUAUACAUCGGCUAUACUGGAUGAUGCUUCUAUCCAAAGCUGUGGUACUCUUGUAUAAACGCAUGCAAGAGAAUGAGACGUUUCGCGAACGCCUCCUGAUUGCCGCACCGAACUUAAAGGAGCAGAUCCUUAUCCUCUCGCUUCAGAUCGUGAUGACUAUCUUAAAAAUGCAGAAUCAUGGCAAUUGGGAAGAAGGGUGCGAACUCACAGCCUACGCUGUUUUGGCACUAUCCUCAUUUGCACAACUUCCUUUAAUAGCGGCAGGACUACGCGACCGGAUAUACGAGAGUAUUAAUCAGGGGAAAGUCUUCCUCGCCGCGCACAGAUCCGAGUGGAGGGAUGGUGCGUAUUUAUGGACCGAGAAAGUCACAUACUCUUCAGAAAUUCUUUCGGAGGCUUACUGCCUUGCGGCGACUGUAAAUUGCACAGCAACACCUACCAUUCCAGGCACACCCCCACCAUUUCAAGUCUCUGAGAAAAUCCUAGGAGGUAUGAGCAAAGCAGGACAUCUAAUCAGCUGCACGCCUCUGUUCAACCAAGCCGAUACCCAGCUUAUCUCCGCUGCACAAUUACAGGCGUGCUACGCUCUAUCAGACCUUAAGCGUCGUCGCCUAGACAUCUUUCCACGAACAGGGAUGGGGGAAGACAAAUAUCUGAUAUUUAUCCCGCUGACCUGGACAGCAUGCAUGUCGCUGCGAGAAGACUGUGUUAGUCUUGCUGUACUUUCCGAAAUGAUGGUCUUGUCAAUGCUGAAUUACCAGGUCGAUGAAUAUAUGGAGGACGUGCUUGAGCGCGGGUGGGAAUACGAAGAAGGCUUCCAGUCAGCGCGAGAUGUGGUAAGGCAAUUGUUUGUUCAGGCGGGUGUUAGCAAGGAUAGUCAGAAUGAAACUCUCAGGAAUCGAGGCGUUCCCCUACGGGAGUCGACGCCAAAAUCUCUAGACUUCAACGGCAACGGCAACGGCGAGGCCAAUGGCCAUAAGAAUUACGGCAGGCUAGGCAUGAAGACGGUGCUUAGUCGAUACAUUGCCCAUAUUCUUCAGCACCCUUCGGUGUUGAAAAGCACUCAAGACAUGCAGGUCCGACUCGCUAGGGAAUUGGAGACGUUCCUCCUGGCUCACAUCGAUCAAGCCGAAGACAAUAGCCAGUUUGCUCGUCAGCUAGAUGGGAGCUCGCAGAAUUCAUCUACUCUCCACGAUGAAACCUUGCCCAAGGCCCGCAACGGCAUUCAUAACAAAAAAGGAGAGAAAAGGAAGAGAGAACCCGAUGGAGUACAUGAACCUCCUACACCCGCAUCCUAUCCGAGGAGGUACAGGGAUUCAGGCCGAACAUUCUACAAAUGGGUGCGCAGCACGUCUGCGGAUCACACAUCAUGCCCCUUCUCAUUCGUCUUUUUCCAUUGUCUGCUAUUCGCCACCCACGGCGACGUCGCGGGCCACAGUGCCAAGACGGCGUAUCUCGUCGAGGACGCGUGUCGGCACCUCGCUAGCCUGUGUCGCAUGUACAACGACUAUGGUUCCCUAGCACGAGAUGCCGACGAACUAAACUUGAAUUCACUCAAUUUCCCCGAGUUCGCUCGUGCUGCGAAGAUUGGGGGCUUAGAAGAGAAAGAAGCCAAGGAACAGCUCAUGAACAUCGCAGAGUAUGAAAGGCGCAGUCUUAACCUCGCCCUAAAUCAACUAGAGAGUGAACUUAUGAGUGGCGGCGGCGGGAAUAACGGCAAGUGGAUGGAUGCUAUUCGAUUGUUCGUCAAUGUCACGGAUCUGUGUGGUCAAAUAUAUGUUGUCAAGGAUAUCGCCACAAGGAAGUAA
This is a messenger RNA of Hypoxylon trugodes, 2901 nucleotides long. RefSeq names its product Ent-kaurene synthase. The coding region runs from base 1 to 2901 and encodes 966 amino acids. The transcript has 4 exons. Gene Ontology annotation, molecular function: terpene synthase activity; magnesium ion binding. Gene Ontology annotation, biological process: diterpenoid biosynthetic process. NCBI's taxonomy places the organism in Eukaryota, Fungi, Ascomycota, Sordariomycetes, Xylariales, Hypoxylaceae. The record is from RefSeq and is a predicted model, not a curated record.